Messenger RNA from Psylliodes chrysocephalus, 3089 nucleotides. NCBI's taxonomy places the organism in Eukaryota, Metazoa, Arthropoda, Insecta, Coleoptera, Chrysomelidae. The record is from the annotation of a GenBank genome assembly.
CUUCUUUUCAGUCAUAUUUUGACAUGGGUCUUGCUGAUGCCGGUUCUCCCUUAUCUCACGAAGAAACCAUGAAAUGGGCGUCCCAUAUCAGAAAACAUGGUAUAGUGCAGUUUAUAAAUUUAUUUAAAAAACAAAAAACAAGAAGAGGUGACGUUUUUAAAUGGGGAGAAGAAAUAGAAUACACGAUAGUGAAAUUCGAUGAUGACAAAAGAGAAGUUAAACUAAACUUAAAAGGUGAAGAACUACUUAAAGAAUUAAACAUAAAUGGUAGUGAUGGGUUUUGGGCACCAGAAUAUGGUGCUUUUAUGAUUGAAGGGACACCAGCACAACCUUUUGAAGGAUUAGAUUUUAGCUGCGUAGAAGAAAAUAUGAGGAAGAGGAGGAAAGAAGUAAAGAAAUUACUGAAAUCUGAUGAAGAUCUGAUAUGUAUUACUAGUUUUCCUAGAAUGGGUUGUGAAAAUUUUACCUAUCCAAUUGCAAAACCGACACCGAUAGACGGAAUUACAAAAUCAAUUUUUUUUCCAGACGCAUGUAUUUUUCCGGGUCAUAGCAGAUAUAAAAACACUACUAAAAAUAUCAUGGCUAGGAGAGGAGAAAAACCAUUUUAUAAUUUACAAGUAUUUAAAGAUAAAAAAACAAAAAAUCCAUUAGACGACAGUUACAUAUAUGAAAAAAAUGCACUUCCAGAUCACGUAUAUUUGGAUUCGAUGGGUUUUGGAUGUGGAUAUUCGUGUUUGCAAACUACUUUCCAAGCUUCUGAUUUGAGUGAAGCCAGAGUAUUAUAUGACCAAUUGGCCUCAUUUUGCCCUAUAAUGAUGGUGCUCACAGCGUCCGCUCCAUUUCAUCGUGGCUUUAUAACGGACGUGGACGCUCGGUGGAAUAUACUCUGCCAUACUCAAGAUUGUCGUACUCCUGAAGAAAAAGGUUUACGACCUUUGAAUAAAAACAAAUUCGUAAUAAACAAAUCCAGACACGAUUCCAUAGACUGCUAUAUAUCUCCCGAAGGAAAGAAAUUCAAUGAUUUAGAGAUUUUGUUUUACGAGGAAGAUUACAAAACAUUGGUAGAUAACGGUAUCGAUGAUCUUCUCGCGCAGCAUGUUGCCCAUUUGUUUAUUAGAGAUACUAUUUCUGUGUUUAAGGAAAAAAUACAUCAGGACGAUGAAGAAGAAAUAGGCCAUUUUGAGGUGGACGAAAAUAUACAGAGAGCCCAAAAACGAAACGCUGCGCAAGAGCAAAAAUUUUGGUUCAAGAGGAAUAUCCUACCGAAUAAUGUAGAAAACGACAAAAAUACAUGCAGUUUAAAAGGAAGAAAUGAAAUAGGAUUGGAAAAAAAAGGUUUAUUUACGAAAAUAUUCAUAGAAAAUUGGAAUUUCGAGAAUUUGAUGGAAAACGAUUAUAAGACUACAGAAAGUGAUAAUAUAGACAUACAACUCUUACACAAAUUGUGUAAGAGAAGGAGCAGUCUACAACUCAAAAAUGAGCGCAAUACAGAAAAAUAUAAAAUAAUAAAUGAAAUAAAUAAAUACGGGUUUAAUAAAAAAUGGAGCCUACAGGAAGAAACAAUUGAUAGUAGUCGCUUAACCAAUGAUGAUAUGAAGAGUGAAAAUUUGGAAAUAGGGAAUAUCAUAAAUGGACUUUCAGAAAAAGAAAACAUAAAAAAUGGACUGAUACAAAACAAAAAUAAAAAGAAAGAAUGCAGGAGGGACAAAAAUAUAAAUACCGAAAACAAUUGCAUUGAAAUGACUAUCGACGAAAUCAUAAAUGGAAAGAAUGAUGAAUUUCCUGGUAUUAUACCAUUAAUGCAAAAAUACUUGGAUACUUUAAACCUUGAUGUGCGCAACUAUUGUCUCAUACAACGAUAUCUAAAUCUGAUAGGAGGUAGAGCUUCUGGAAAAAUGCUUACACCAGCUUCUUGGAUGAGAAAGUUUGCGAUGGAACAUCCCGAUUACAAAUCAGAUUCCGUGAUGACUGAAAAAAUGACUUACGAUCUUCUAAAAACGAUGCAAGGUCUUCAAAAUGGAGACAACUGCUGCCCAGAAUUAUUAGGCGAAGAUUACACCAACAAUAAAAACUUUUGUAAUAACUGCUGACAAUUACCGAUGGAAACGUUUAUAUUAAAAAGAAGUUAUCAUUGAUCAAUUGAUAUUUAAUAACAUUUCUUGUUAAAAAUCAUACACGUAUCAUACGUGGCUAAAUUGUUGUCAUCACUGACGUAUUUGAUAGAACUAACAAUCAAAUUGUCUUAAGUCAAUAAAAAAGGCCAUUUUUUGUUUCACAAUAUCAAUUGCGAUACGGGCAUUGUUGAAGACUAUGUAUAUACGUUAUUGACGAUGUAUGUUAUAUAACACAAAAAAAAAUAAAAGACAUUAGUUUGUUCAAAAAUACAAAUGGUAGUUUUUAUUUAUAACACCCCUAUUCGUGAAUUAAACUAAUUUUCCCGCGCCUGUCAUUUGGUCUAUGAGUGCAACUGCUUUAUUUACAAUACUUGUGUAUUGUGUUAGCUUGUAUAGUUUUUGCACGGUAAGUUUUUUAUUAUUUGAACCAAAAUUGAAAAACGCUCGGACCCGUCAAUUUUUUAUUUUAAUCGAGGUAUUUUAUAACAUAAAAAAAUGUUCCUUCCUUUCAUCCCAUCCAACGUGACAAUUUUUUUUAAAUAUCUAGAGGGGUCGUGUCGCACCUUGUUGGAAAGGGCUUGAAAACUAGAAUUCAAAAAGGUCUUAUGCGACAAAAUAAUUUUAAAUAAAAUAAUGAAACAAAGUACCUACUCUAUAUCACAUCUUUAAAAUUAAUAAAUUAUAACCAUUGUUCAAAAAUGACAAGCAUUUUUUUCAAAGAUACUUCAGUUACUCUCUUUAUGAUCCACCUCGUAUAACUAAUAUAUAGUAAAUAUAAGAAUAACAAUAUAUUUUAUUAUUCAAUCAGUACAUAGCAUUACCAAAUUUAAGAAACUUACACAAAUCAAAAGUCAACCCUGGCAGAAGCAAAUGCAGCAUAACAUAUUUCGAAUUCCAAGAAAAAUAUAUUUUGCACCUGCUACAUAUUUACUAGUGCUUUCCCACGCCGAAUAUAGCACUCAUGGAAUAUUUUCA